UAAUAAUAAUAAUAAUAAUAAUGAUAUGGUUGACCUCAUUUCACGAUGUUUACAAAAAUGUGGUGAAGAAGAUGGUUAUAUGCCUCUCUUUAAAGUCAUCUUUACAUCCCUUGAGGAUAUUAGCGAAAAUAGAUAUACUAGACUAUUGGAUGGACGGGCACGUGAUAUACUUUUGACGGGUGUAAUUACACGUAUUGUUACGCAUGUUUCAAAGCAUGUAGGAUUGGUUUUUAUCUGUGACGAUGUUCAAUGGGCUGAUUCGGCUUCAAUACGCAUAUUACAACACAUUCAUGAGUGCUGUCAAAAGGUCAUGAUCUUGAUGGUAACAAGGCCAAUCAAGGAUUACAAUGUCACAUUUAUUGAGCAAUUUAGAAUGGCUGGAUCCUAUGUUGAGAUACCCUUGAACGGUUUAGGGGAAGAUGAAAUUGGUGAAAUUAUAUUACAAAAUUUUGGAAGUGGUGUGAAUAGGAUUAGUCCAGAAAUAGUUAAAGUUAUACAGAAACGUACAGGAGGGAAUCCUUUAUAUGUCAAAAAUGUGGCGAUUGUAUUAAAGGAUUUUAAUCAUGUUACUGUGGUUGACGGUGAACUUGUUCCAAGUAGUAAUAGUUUUGAUUUAGAAGAUGUGCUUGGUAAUUUUGAUUAUAAACGUAUCAUUAAAAUGCAAUUUGACAGACUUGAUCCCAAUUACCAAGAAUUUCUUACUAUUGCCUGCUGUUUGGAUCAAUAUUUUUCAUUAUUUGAAGUAAAAGCAGUUAUUAAACCGAAUAAUAGGAUUUUUUUAUCUCAGGAUAUAGAUCAAAUACAACAACUCAUCACUCAUUUAGAUCUUUAUCAUUUCCUUCAACAAGCAGACGAUAAUUUGUAUAUCUUUACUCAUAUUACCAUCCCUCAAAGUAUCUAUGAUAUGAUCUCGUACGAAACACGUAUCUCACAACACUAUGCUUUAGCCCGUUACUAUGAAACAAACCAACAAUCCACAUACGAAUCAUUAAGGAAAAUUACGCGUCACUAUCUCGAGACAGAUGCAGUCGAUAAACAAUUGUAUUAUUUAGAGAAACUAGCUGAUCAAAAUAUGCAAGCUUAUCUGUUACCUGAGGCUACGCUUAACUUGCAACGUAUUGUGAAAAUUUUAGAUGAUUACCCCGAGAGAUUAGAACAAUUUGGAACAAUCCGAUUAAGCGAUAUUUAUAGAAAGUUGGGUAUGUGCUAUACGAUGAGGACUAAAUUAAUAGAAGGUGAACGUUAUUUGUUUCGAGCGCUUAAGGUUCUAGGUGAGCCUUGGCCACAAACGGAUACUUUAUUUUGGUUACAAUUUUGGAAGCAUCGAUUCCGUCAGUAUCGACAUCGUCGCCAUCUUUUUUUCACAUGUCGUUGUCGUCGCAAUCGUCAUCAUCAUUCUCAUCAUUCUCAUCGUUAUAGACGCUCUGCUGAAAAUGGGAAACGUGUUGCAGAGAUCAUGGCCCAACUCUCGAAUAUUUAUUUUUAUACAGGGAAUGAACGCGACUUUAUUUAUGCAUGUUUGGUAGGUCUUAAUGAAUGUGAGCGAUUGGAACAGAAGACGAGUCUCAACUACACACUCUUUCUAGCACGAAAUGCUCUUUUGUGUUGGCUGAAUGAUGACAAGACGAAUAGUAUCUUUUAUAUUGCAAAGGCCUUGAAACAAAAGAUGGCAGAUCCAGAUACAUUAACCAUUUGUUCCUUAUUGUGUUUUGCUGCUGGCAAGUUUUCAAAUGCUCGUGAUCUGUUGUAUCAAUCUGUAGAGGGGUCGAUGACAUUAGGAGUUGUGACAGAAUUUCAAUUGUUUUAUAGAGCGGUAGGGUUAUUAAUAACGAUGAGGAUCUUUGAAGGCACCUUUGGAAGGUCCGAGGUGGAGAUGGAACUGAUGAAACAGAUGGCGCAUACAGCGCAUGCAAAUGGGGAUUUUGAAGCUGAAGUUUGGUUAGGAGUCUAUCAUAUUGGGAAUGCUAUUGUAGUCGAUAGGAUGGCUAAUUGUGCACCUUAUGUAGCUUUACUAGAGGCGCAUAUCAAGGAAGCAGCUGAUUAUAAUCGAAUUGCCAUUCAUGGCACUCUUGUAUGUUAUUAUGCAAGAAAUCAUAUGGUGGAUAUGGCUAAACGACAUUUACAAAAAUUAAUCCAUCAUUUACCAGGUUUAACGAUGACACCCAAUAUUUUUCCUAUUUAUGGUCUCAUUUUUGCAACCAUGGGACUUUAUUGUAUGGUUGAAGAUGGACAAAUUGAUCAAAGUGAUAAUCAAUAUGAAAAAUAUAUCUUUGAUUUAUCACGUCUUAAUCAUGCAUUUCAACAAGUGAAGUUUUGGGAAUUUACACAACCUUGUUUAUAUCUUGCACGAGCGUUACCUUAUAUUAUGACACGAAGGAUUGUAGAGGGAUACAUGGUACUUCGACAUGGUGUCUUUGAGAUGCAAUUCAUACAUGAGAUUCGAUUUUUGAAAGCUUAUUAUUGGGCCAAUUUAGGCAAAUUUGCUUUUACACCCGAGGAUCGAGUUGAAUGGACAGGGAGGGCUAAAAAAGAUUUUGAAUCGUUAGAGAUCCCAGCAGAUACCUAUUGUAAUCCAGAUCCAGAUCAUGUUUAUUAUCAUGGAUAUCAAGCGGAUCUUUGUAAAGAGGAUGAGGGAAUUACGAGACGAAGCGGGUCACUAGCACAAGCUACAUACAGCAACAGUCACCCAUAAUAUAAAUAUGUAUAAAUGAGUAUAUGUAUAUAUUUAUUGAUUUAAAAUAAAAUAAAAUAAAAUA
Cokeromyces recurvatus is the source of this 2756-nucleotide messenger RNA. RefSeq lists its product as uncharacterized. The transcript has 6 exons. Gene Ontology annotation, cellular component: cytoplasm. NCBI's taxonomy places the organism in Eukaryota, Fungi, Mucoromycota, Mucoromycetes, Mucorales, Mucoraceae. Bases 26 to 2692 code for a protein of 888 amino acids. Gene Ontology annotation, molecular function: protein binding; adenylate cyclase activity. The record is from RefSeq and is a predicted model, not a curated record.